AUGAAACAUAAGUACCAUGUGCUGAUUUAUAGAAAGAAGAAAACGCAUUUAAGGUUAGAUGUGCUGUUGUUUUUCUUCUACGCCGUUUUUCUUCACUUCAUUUUGAAAAAUGAGAAAUUUUAUGCGAAGCCGGGUGAUUAUGAGUACUUAGCCAAAUUGGAAAAUGAAGUGGAGGAGGCAGUUACGUUUGGCCUCCAUGGGGAGGAGCAGAAGCAAUCUUUGGACGAGCGAAAAGUCGAAGGAAGUGAAAGUAAAGACAGUAGAGAAUUCAUAAAUAGGAAGGGAAGUGCAAAUGGGGAAGAAGAGGGAUCCAACAGAGAGGGAAAGGAAAACACAUUCAAGCCGAUUAUAAUAGGAAAGUAUAAUCUGAUCUAUCUGUUCUAUAGCAUCGAGUUUGUUGGUUUACUUUUAUUUAUUUUUUUCCACGUGCUAACGUUUCUCCUAUCGCAGUGGAACUUGAGCGUUAAUUUAUUCAUCUCCUUUAGUCGCUUAAACAGCAGCGACAAGGACAAGUACUUGUACAACGUGCAGAACAAAUGCACCCAUGUGUAUAUUAAGCCACUUGUUAAACGAAGUGACAAAUUGUCAGUAAAAAGCAAAGAGAGGUUUAACACAGACUAUAAUUUGUACAAGCCAAAAUCAGAGUUAGUUCCACUGAAAAGGGGAAAAAAUUAUAUAUUUUUUUUUUACAAACAUAAGAAAUAUAUUUUCAAUUACGAAACAUUGGAUUUCGAAUCGGUUAAGCAUUUUGACAAUUUUAAUUUGUGCUUUUAUCAAAAGUGGAAGGGACUCAUAGAAUAUCAAAUGGGGUCUCUCUACGAUGAUGAAAACACCAGCGCAACAUUACAACGGAUAGAAGAAAAUGUAAAAAAUAUAGAGAAGAGGGGAAUAAAUGUGAAUACGCUUUUUUGCCAACUAGAAGGUUUAUAUCUAGAUAAAAGUGGAAGAAGCGGAAUAAACCAAUUGGCACACCGCAACAAAGGGGGAAAUAGAUUAUCUGAAGAAGAGAUAGAAGAUGCUUAUGAUUACAUUGGGAAAGAAAGGGGAAGUGAGGAAGGGACAAAGAUAGGACACUCCAUUGAAGGGAGCAGCACGAUAGGAAGAUCUAUUCAGGGUGACGAGCGGAAAAGUAAAAAGAGAGUACAUCCCAUCGAAGGGGGAAGGAAACAAAAUGUAGAUCAAACAGAUCCUUUUCUUUCGUAUUACAAAAAGAGCAAUUUUGAAAUUCCGUAUGACAUUUUUGUACAUAACAAUUUGGACAAGUAUGGAGAAAAUAUAUACGACAUUCCUUCUCCCUGUUUUAAGAAGUUACUUUAUGAGGCCAUGUUAUCCCCAUUUUUUAUUUUUCAAUUCUUUAGCAUCCUUCUGUGGAUGCUAGACAGCUAUUGGUACUUUGGCAUUUUCUCCAUUUUCAUAUUGGUCAUGUUGGAAGGUCAAUUGAUUAACAAACGAAUAAGGGAGUUUAAUUUAAUAAACAGUAUGAAGGUCCCUGCGCAAAAUGUGUAUGUGUAUCGAAAUUUGCAAUGGAAAAUUAUCAAGUCGAAUAUGCUACUACCGGGGGAUAUUUACAUUUUAUCCAAUGAGACUAAUAGUGUGGAUAAUGUAUGUACCUGCGAGACAUUACUGUUGGAGGGGGUUUGCAUUACGGAUGAGUCGAUCCUUACUGGGGAAUCCAUACCUCUGAUUAAGGCAUCUAUUGAUAAGACGGAAGGAGAGGAAUACAUUCAGGAAGAUACCAGCGAUAAUGAUACAUGUUGUGAUUGGGCAGGACAUUCUAUGGAGGGAGUAUCACCCAUGGGAGGAAGUAAAGGAAACUCCAUUUUUACAAACAAAAUCGACAUAAAAAAUAAACACAAAAAACAUGUGGUGUAUGCAGGGUCAAAAAUUUUACUAACGAAAAAUGAAAAUGAUCAAUUUAAUAAUAUGAAGAUACCCAUUAAUGGGUGCAUAGGCAUUGUUCUGAAAAACGGAUUCACCACUUAUCAGGGAAAAUUAGUGAGGACCAUCAUUAACACAUCGGAGAAAGUGAACUCGUCGAGCAUAGAUUCGAUUAUCUUUCUUUUCAUCCUUCUGUUAUUUUCAUUAUCAUCAUGCGCAUACGUAAUUUACAGUGUAUUGCAGUCUUCUCACGAGAGAAAUUUAUACAAACUGCUUCUGUCCGUUUCGCAUAUAAUCACUGCAGUCAUCCCGCCAGAAUUUCCCAUAACUUUAUCAUUAGGAGUUACCAUUUCGAUAGUCUAUCUGUACAACUUAAAGAUCUACUGCACGGAACCUUUUAGGUUGCCAUUUUCUGGCAAAUCUAAUAUAUGUGCUUUUGACAAGACGGGAACCCUGACGGAGGACAAUAUGAUAAUUUUGGGUCUCUUCGGUUUUGACAAAAACACGGAGAGGAUAAACGAAAUAAAUGAAUCCAUUAUUAGCAAGCAGAGAGUGCCCUUCCUUUCCGUGGCAGUUAUCGCGGGAUGUCAUUCAAUAUGCACCGUUAACAAUAAACUCCUAGGAGAUCCUCUGGAAAAGAAUUCCUUCCAAAGGUUGAAAUGCAUGAUGAGGAGUUUGGACAAAACCUACGUUCAUACGAAUAAUUAUCACAAUAGUGCAUCUGCGACCUCAAGUGCGACCUCAACUGUUACUACGCAGGGAAGCGAAGAAAAGGCGGGAAAAUCCUUGGGCAUUUUUUCGAAAAAGGCACCCAGCACGACUAUUAAGGGGGAGAAAGGCCCAUGCGUGGAGAACUUCCAAAUUUAUAAGAGGUUUUUCUUCUCAUCAGAGUUACAAAGAAUGACAUGCAUCAUUUUACACGAAGGGUAUGAGUGCGACUGGUAUGGAGAAGAGUUUGAGGAGGUCACCGACCCCGGUACAUGUGUGGACACUCCUAACGGGGAGAAGAAUCCCUGUAAUGAAAAUGUGGCAACGCUAGAAGGGUUAAAAAAGAAGAAGAAAAAAAAUGACAGUAGUAAGAACGAACCGGUUAAACAGUACCUUGCGGUUAGUAAGGGAUCUCCAGAAAUGAUGAAAAAAUUUUUAAAAAAAAUUCCCGCAAAUUAUGAUCAAGUAUUGAAUAGCUUAUCGAUUAAGGGGUACCGUGUCAUAUGUCUAGCUGCCAAUGUGUUGGACAGUAAGGUAGUUUCCAAAAAUGUUAAAAGGGAAGACAUAGAGAAGGAUUUACAUUUCUGUGGCUUCCUCACAUUUAUAUGUCCAAUAAAAGCAUCCACUCCGAGUUACAUCCUUGAUAUUAAACAGGCUGGAAUUAAAAACGUGAUGAUAACAGGGGAUAAUGCGUUGACUGCGUGUCAAGUUUCGCAGGAUGUAAACAUUGUUCCCUCUGUAAAAGUUAAGGAUAUACUAAUUUUAAAGCUCAGGGAAAAUUACGCCUUACAUGGGAAGACCACAUCGACCAGUUUGACAAGUGACGGAGAUACUUUUAACCUAUGCGAACGCGAGAGGGCAAUCCAACUGAUACGAAACCUCCCCCUGCAAAUGAAAUCCCAACAAAAAGCAGGUGAAAAACUAAUCAAAAUGAUGGAGAAAAAGAAGGCGAGCAACGUGCUGUACUUUAUCAAUAGGGAAAAUAAAAAAAUGUUACCCUUUAUAGAAUGUGAGGAGUACAUAAAAUUGUGCGAACAACUUUUUACCCUGUGCAUCACAGGAGAUAUAAUCGAAUAUUUCCUGACGAAUUAUGAGAACGAUAUGGGUAUAUUUGACGAACUGAUAAAAAGAGGACUGAUAUUUUGUAGAGUGUCUCCAAAAAAUAAAGAGAUAAUUAUAAAAACUUUGAACAAAUUAGGGAAUAUAACCAUUAUGUGUGGAGACGGGACGAAUGAUAUGGCGGCAUUAAAGGCGGCACAUGUUGGAGUGUCCCUACUGAGCAUAAAAAUAAGUUACAAAAGUGCUAGACCAGAUGAUGCCGGUGCGAAUAUGGCUACUCAAUUAAAUGGAGAACACGCGAAUGCGCUUUUGGGUGGUACCCAUGUGGGUAGCUACCCUGGCCAUUUCAACGGAGGGGCCACCAGAAAUUAUGAGCACCGAUUGCGAAGUGCCUACGAUAAUUUAAACGCACAAUAUAACGCAGCAUCUGCAAGUGGAGCAAAUAACCUGGCAAAUGCAAAGUAUUAUGAACAGAUGAAAUUAUACAAUGAGAGGAAAAAGCAAUUGGAACAUAUGAUGCAAUCAAUGGACGACUCCUUACCGCUUAUCAAAUUGGGAGAAGCAAGCAUAGCAUCUCCAUUUACAUAUAAAGGAAAUGACAUAAAAUGUGUGAAGGAAAUUAUUUGUUGCGGAAGGUGUGCCUUAUCAAAAGUUAUAAUGAUGUAUAAGUUGAUGAUUAUCAAUUCUCUCAUAACCGCUUUUUCUGUUUCCAUUUUGACCCUAGACGGGGUAAAGUUAAGUGACGCACAGACAACGGUUAUUUCGCUACUGUACACAUCUCUCAUCGUAUUAAUUUCCAAAACAGCUCCUUUAAAAAACAUAUCAAAUUAUUCGCCACCCAAUUCCUUAUUCAACAUUAGCGUUAUGAGUUCUUUGAUCUCUCAAGUAUUUGUCCAUUUUUCUAUCCUCAUUUAUGGAUGGAAGUUGGCUUGUUCGUAUAGAGAAUCUGAUUACAUUCCAGACUUGAAAGGAGAUUUCUCUCCAAAUCUGGUGAACACCUGUAUAUAUUACCUAAUUUAUUGCAUCAACUUAUCCAUUUUUUCCUGUAAUUAUGAAGGGUUACCUUUUAUGACCCCUAUUCAUAAGAAUAAAGAGAUCGUGUACAUUUUUGGUAUAAAUUUUAUUUUCUUGUUUGCUCUGGUUAUGAAUAUAAUUCCCUACUUGAAUUACUUCUUCUCUCUUGUCUCCUUUCCAAAUGCGCACCUUCAGUUUGUGUUUUUGUCUUUAAUGAUUUUGGAUGUCGUUGCGCCGUACCUCAUUUGCGGCUUCAUCAGGCGCAUCAGACUCUAUGCGUUCGAACGUUUCGGAGUCAGUUUGUGA
Molecule: messenger RNA, 4965 nt
Organism: Plasmodium knowlesi strain H
Lineage: Eukaryota; Apicomplexa; Aconoidasida; Haemosporida; Plasmodiidae
Product: cation transporting ATPase, putative
Exons: 1
Coding region: 1-4965 (1654 amino acids)
Biological process (GO): intracellular calcium ion homeostasis
Cellular component (GO): endoplasmic reticulum membrane
Molecular function (GO): nucleotide binding; P-type ion transporter activity
Source: RefSeq, a predicted model, not a curated record